AUGGGUUCCUUACCUCCAACAGACUUCGACGCCCCCCGCGACAAGGUGAUCAGUCCAUGCAAACUUGCCCAUGUGGUUUUGCGCACCGCCAACUUCCAGGAGAUGGUGGAUUUCUACACCACUUUUCUCGGCGGCAAAGUCACAUACGGUAACGAUGUGAUCAGCUUCAUCACCUACGAUGAAGAACAUCACCGUCUGGCCCUCGUCCGGCUUCCCGGCACGGGGCCCAAACAAAUCACCAGUUCAGGCCUGGAGCAUAUUGCGUUUACAUUCCCGACGCUGUCGGAUCUGCUGAUGUCGUAUCGCCAGCGCAAAGCCAGGGGCGUUGAACCCAUCUGGUGCGUGAACCACGGACCCACCACUUCAUUGUAUUACAAGGACCCCGAUGGGAACAAAAUCGAGACGCAAGUCGACAACUUCGAUACCACCGAAGAGGCGAACGCUUUCAUGGGGUCAAAGGAGUUCGCGGAGAAUCCAAUCGGCACGGAUUUUGAUCCGGAGGAGAUCAUCGCUAGAAUCAAGAAAGGGGAGUCUGAAGUCGAUGUGAAGCGUCGGGUUGAGAUUGGACCUAGGGGUAUCCCGAAUCUCGACAAUCUUUGA
Molecule: messenger RNA, 600 nt
Organism: Rhinocladiella mackenziei CBS 650.93
Lineage: Eukaryota; Fungi; Ascomycota; Eurotiomycetes; Chaetothyriales; Herpotrichiellaceae
Exons: 1
Coding region: 1-600 (199 amino acids)
Source: RefSeq, a predicted model, not a curated record